CCGUGCCACCACAGGCGACCUCCUCCAUUGCUUCUCCUCUCCUCUUCCUCUCUCCGUUCUUUAGUGUCGUCAGCCAUCGCCGCCGGGAAACGGGGAUCACUUUGUUGGUGGGACUUGAGACGGGCAGAAUGUCUUCAUCGCCUCCGGCUUCGACGGUGGCGGACGCGGCGGCGGUGGGUCAUCCGUCGCAGCUGGCCAUCAGCAACGGGGUGCUGCUGGCGGCGGUGAUCUUCCUCUUCAUGGUCGUCGUCUUCGUCUUCCUCCUCUACCUCUACGCCAAGCGCUUCUUGGGGGCCAACCCCAUGCUCAACGGCGCCGGCGCCACCUCCUCGCGCUUCAUCUUCGUCGGCGACUCCCCGUUCCCGCGCCGCGGCCUGCCGGCCUCCGUGCUCCGGACCCUCCCCGUCGCCGUCUACGGCGGCGGCGCCUCGCCCAAGACGCCCGGCGGCCAGGGGAGGAGGAGCAGCCGCGACGCGCUCGAGUGCGCGGUGUGCCUCUCGGAGGUGGCCGACGGCGAGAAGGUGCGGACGCUGCCCAAGUGCGGCCACCGCUUCCACGUCGACUGCAUCGACAUGUGGUUCCACUCCCACGACACCUGCCCGCUCUGCCGCGCCCCCGUCGGCGCCGACGCGGACGAGCCCGCCGCCGAGGGGCUCCCCCGCGUGCCGCGCGAGGACCACGCCACGCCGGAGUUCCCCAUGUUCCCCACCAACGUCCUCUUCUGGGGCACCCACGACGACGUCACCAACGGCGGCCUCGGAGGGAUGCCGCCGGCGCCGGCCCCGGCACCUCCGAUCGCCGCCGCCUCCACCAGCUCCUCGGCCUCCGGGCGCAGGAAGGAGAACCUGGUGAUCGACAUCCCCACCCGGGCGAUGGCGGUGGGCGCGGCGUCGACAUCCCCCGCCACGCCGCUGCCGGCGAGCGACCUGCGGUCCCCGAUGUCCGCCCGGCUCCGGUCGCUGCGCCGGCUCCUGAGCAGGGGCAAGCAGGCCGUGGUGGGCGCGUCAUCAUCCCCCAGCCCGCGCGGCGGCGGCGACAUCGAGCAGGGCCUCGUCGGGCGCCCGCCGAAGACGCCAAAGACGCCUCCGGCGGCUAACUGAUCCGAAAACUACAUAGCUCUCCGACGCAUUGGCUCGCCUCGCCGAUCACCGGAGUGUCUAUACAUACAUGUGUUCAUUCUUUCUUUCUUCUUCCCUUUCUUUGAUUCUUCUUCUCUUUUUCGCCAAGGAUUUUGGCCAGAAAUUCUGAUGUAAACAAAAAGAUGUUUGGCAUUGGUGUCACUGAUUGGUUAUUGAUGUUGAUGGAUCAUUCAUGAAA
Messenger RNA from Aegilops tauschii subsp. strangulata, 1317 nucleotides. RefSeq names its product RING-H2 finger protein ATL3. Gene Ontology annotation, biological process: protein ubiquitination. The record is from RefSeq and is a predicted model, not a curated record. Gene Ontology annotation, molecular function: transferase activity. Lineage: Eukaryota; Viridiplantae; Streptophyta; Magnoliopsida; Poales; Poaceae.